Molecule: messenger RNA, 189 nt
Organism: Sphaeroforma arctica JP610
Lineage: Eukaryota; Ichthyosporea; Ichthyophonida
Exons: 1
Coding region: 1-189 (62 amino acids)
Source: RefSeq, a predicted model, not a curated record
AUGCCCCAGAACCAGAAGAAGAGCUUCACGGAUACCCUGGUGCUAGUGAAGUGGCCUUGGGCGAGCCUUGAUGAUACGACAGACACCAAAAGAGGUGCUGCGCAUGACGGUAGCGGCUGCACAAGAAGGGCGCUAAUCCAGCGUAUGAUUGAGCGGUCUGCCAAUGGAACGAGGCACAGGGUCGGUUAG